AUGGGACAUUGCCACUUUGCAAGGGAGGAUGAACUGGAAAAGACCCUUGACGAGGCAAACUGCCUUUACUGGGGCACAUCCUUACUCAGUAUGGCCUAUACCUUUGUUGAUGAGAUGCUCAAGAUGGGCAAUUUACCACAUCUAAGGCUGGUUCAUGUGGCACUAGCCAUUCCUGAUGACCCCGACAAUGACCUUGGUGCAAACUAUCUUGUUGAGGAGCAGAUUAGCAGAAAAUUUGUCAAGUACAUCAACAACAACUCCACCAUCCCCACCCAUAGUCUAGAGGGCAGAGAAGCAGUCAUUGGAUUGUUUUUAUGCUUCAUGCAACAUGUCCAGCAUCACCUUACUAACAACAUGGUUUACCUGUCUGAUUUCCAGGGUUCUGGUAACCUCCUUACCAAUUGUCAAGUCCUAACAGGGUCGGCUUUCAUGAACAAUUUUGGUGGAGGAAACUGCACAUCUGCUUUUAACAGUUUCAGGUCCACACAUAAAUGUAAUAAGUUCUGUCGCGCCUUUGGCUUGCAACAUUUUGAUACCUAG
Messenger RNA from Suillus subaureus, 540 nucleotides. RefSeq lists its product as uncharacterized. The coding region runs from base 1 to 540 and encodes 179 amino acids. Gene Ontology annotation, biological process: protein phosphorylation. The transcript has 4 exons. NCBI's taxonomy places the organism in Eukaryota, Fungi, Basidiomycota, Agaricomycetes, Boletales, Suillaceae. Gene Ontology annotation, molecular function: ATP binding; protein serine/threonine kinase activity. The record is from RefSeq and is a predicted model, not a curated record.